AUUCUAUUACUAAAUUAAUUGUAGAUUAUCUAGGUAGUAUCAAUAAAAAAUGCGUCUACUUUUUAUAGUUUUAACUCUGUUUAUUUCAACACUUUAUGUAUUGGAUGCAAACGAUGAAGUGGAUGCUAAUGUUAAUGAAGCCAAUAUUGGAGUAGAUGCUGACCCAGAAGUACUUAUGGACUGUCCCCGACCCGGUUGGUGCCCACCUUUUGUAUCAGCUGAAGUACUUCAGGGUAUUCCUGCAAUAUGUCCAAUAGGUCAACGUGCUUGCGGUAAUGCCUGUUGUGAACCGGGACAGUUGUGUAUCAAUGUUGGCCUAUUGGGUGUUGCCGUUUGUCUCGGUACUGGCAAAUAAAAUUGAACUCAAACAGGGAUACUAAAAAUUAAUAUUUAUUUAUAAAAUA
Molecule: messenger RNA, 404 nt
Organism: Oppia nitens
Lineage: Eukaryota; Metazoa; Arthropoda; Arachnida; Sarcoptiformes; Oppiidae
Exons: 4
Coding region: 50-355 (101 amino acids)
Source: RefSeq, a predicted model, not a curated record